AUCUCCGCAGAAAGUAAACAUUGCAGCAGCCGAAGGAGGGACGAGAGAAACAACGCACGUGUGUCAGUAAAUACUACGGAAGCCCAUUUUAAGCCAGUCUCAUUGUUGACUGCUGGGGUUUACGACAGGAGCCGUAAAUGUCAUUGAGUCCGUGGACAAUUUGAAGUACAAAUGGUCAUGAUAGAUCAAUCGAAGAUGGACGAUAAUAUCAAUGCAAUUGUGGCAUCAGAUUUGCCUAGGGGAGUUGCAUUACUGGCUGAUCUGACAACAAACAUCAAUAAUAUUACUGUUGGACUCCUUGCAUUGAAAGAAAAGAUUGAAAAUGAUGAAUUAAACUCCUCUAAGGGCCUAAGUCUGCUGGAGUUGAAGAAUCAGUCCUUUUUGAUGUAUUUGUCCAAUCUUGCUUGUGUGACUCUUCGUAAACUACGCGGGGCAAAGUUAGAGAAUGAUCCAUCUAUUGAUCGUUUGGUUGAAUAA
Molecule: messenger RNA, 477 nt
Organism: Penaeus monodon (black tiger shrimp)
Lineage: Eukaryota; Metazoa; Arthropoda; Malacostraca; Decapoda; Penaeidae
Product: neuroguidin-like
Exons: 4
Coding region: 172-477 (101 amino acids)
Biological process (GO): maturation of SSU-rRNA from tricistronic rRNA transcript (SSU-rRNA, 5.8S rRNA, LSU-rRNA)
Cellular component (GO): nucleolus; small-subunit processome
Source: RefSeq, a predicted model, not a curated record